Corticium candelabrum is the source of this 3058-nucleotide messenger RNA. RefSeq names its product transient receptor potential cation channel subfamily A member 1-like. Bases 1 to 2913 code for a protein of 970 amino acids. The record is from RefSeq and is a predicted model, not a curated record. Gene Ontology annotation, molecular function: protein binding. The transcript has 24 exons. Lineage: Eukaryota; Metazoa; Porifera; Homoscleromorpha; Homosclerophorida; Plakinidae.
AUGGACGUGAAGCAAAACAGGAGGACCAGCGACACCCUGCGUCGAGCUCUGGUCACUGUCGAUUCCCUCGUUACGGUUUCGACUCCUUCACUCGACGUAAAUCAAGAGACACAUUCUCAUCUACAACAGAGAGGAUCUACACGUACAACUUCGAUGGUAAGCUCGUCUGACACCUCUCUCCAUAAAUUGGCGUCGUUCGGCUAUGUUGACGAGCUUGUCAAACGACUACCGAAGACCUCCAACGAUGAGUUGAACGCAGCUGACGAAAUGGAUCGAACGAUUCUUCAUCUUGCGGUUGAAAAUAGGCAGGAGGCUAUCGUUCAGCUUCUAGUUGAUCUAAAAUCGCGUGGAUCUGAGCGCAGCUCUAGGUUUGGUUCCAGCAAAGUCAAUGUUGAUGCUACACGUAAAGACAACAAGAAACGAACGGCACUGUAUCUUGCUGUUCAGACCAAAACAAAGAGUCUAGUGGAGUUGGUCCUGCAGUUAUCUGUCGAUACAGUCAAUGUGCCUGGACCAAACGAUAGGACACCACUGCAUGUAGCGGUUUUGGAUUCUGAGCAAAAUAUUGUGAAGCUUCUGCUGAGGGCUGGAUGUACAGAAAGCACAGAAGGAGGGAAUAGCGAGUUUCCUGUCAACAAUAAACGUAAAAAGUCAUUGAAAUAUGAGGAAUUAGCAGAAGGUGGCAUGACAGGGAGAGAUCUCAGUGAACAGAAUUAUGAUUCUUCGUUCAAAUGUGAAUGUCUGCAACAUGGUGCUGAUCCUUUGGCUAAAGACAGGGAGGGUUCAACACCAGUGGGAAUGGCUGUAAGGUUUGGUUCAUUGCUACUGGUUGACAUCUUCUUUUCCUACAGAACUGAUUCAGGACUUCCAGUUGCAGAAAUGUUGGAAAGUGUUUCUGGUCCUACUCACAGCUCUUUGUUGCAUCUUGCUGUGGAAGGCAGCAAGGUUGACAUUGUUGUUUAUCUGCUGAGCAGAGGUAUCAGUAGACGAACUAAGAAUGGGUUAGGUUUGACAGCUGCUCACAUUGCAUGCUGUAAAGGGAAUGUUCCAGUUUUGCAUCAGUUAGUAUAUGCUGAUCCAUGGCUGUGCAAUGCUGCCAAUGACAGUGGCUUAACGCCUGUGCACAAAGCAGCAGAAUAUGACAACGUUGAUGCACUGAAGUUUCUACACAGCAAGGGUGCCAGUUUGUCAAGACAGACAUUGAAUGGUGUCUCACCUUUACUUAUUGCCUCUGGUUUUGGUUCAAGCAAUGUUGUUCAAGAAUUGUUGUUCUGUGGCGUUGACUACAUGGAAACAGAUGAAUGUGGUAUGAAUGUGUUGCAGUAUGCUGUUGGUCACACAACAACGCUAGAUGUUUUGAUGAAGGUGCUUCAAGACAAGCCUGGUUUUGAUAAGCUUAUAUCAGCUAAAGACAUUAGAGGUGCUACUGCUCUUCAUCAUGCUGCACAGUUUGGGCAAAAAAAGAGCGUGUCUUUGCUUGUUGAUUAUGGAGCUAGUUUCGAUGCUGUUGACAAGAAUGGUGCAACUGCGCUGCAUUUGGCUGCAGGGCGAGGGCAUGUUGGUAUUGUCAAACUGCUUUCUUCAUUUGCACCUCGACUCAUUCAUGCAGUUGAUGGAUGUGGUAGGACACCACUUCACAUAGCUUGUGUUUACGGUCGUGAAAACAUUGUAAGGACUUUGAUAACAGAUGGAGCAACAUUGACUAUGGAUCGUGAUGGACGAACUGCAUUUCAUUGUGCAGCUUUUAGUGGGUGCUUGGAUUCUAUGAAGGUUCUUUUAGCAAAUUUUCCCAUUAUUGAGGAGUCUUCCAUUGACGUUAACAGCCCUGAUAUUGAGAAGACCACAGCUCUGCAUUUAGCAGUAGCCAAGAACCAUCCUGAAGUUGUUGAGUUCUUGCUUGAUUAUGGUGCAACCAUUACAGAUGACUACAUCGGACAAAAUUGCCUUGAUUUGGCUAUUGACUUGGAACUGCCGGAUUGCUGCUUUGCCAUUGUGAAGCAUAAAAGGUGGGAAGAAACCAUGCAGCAUUAUAAAAAGACAGCUAAAGGCAAAUCAAAGUCAACUCAGCUUCAAAGGAUGGUGGAAACAAUGCCCGAAGUUGCAAGAACUGUUAUGGACCGUUGUGUGACUACCACUACAUACAAAACGACUGUAAAAAGGAAUUUCAACUUUACGUACAUGCUAGGCAUCACUGAUUCAUUGUCCCAUAUACAUGCAAAAGCAUCAGUUCGUCUUCUCAAAGCUAUGGUGAAACUGAACAACACAGCUCUUUUAUCACAUCCAUUGUGUGUAGAAUUUCUUAACAGCAAAUGGCGGAAGUUUGGAGCAGCCAUUGUUGUGGGAAAUAUUGCAAUGUAUCUUGUUUUCUUGUUACUUCUGAUGACUGUGGUGAUAUUCUUUCCUGCAUACUCUUCACAUCCUCUGGAACAUCAUCACUAUCUGGAACGUCUUCAAGACAUUCUUCAUGGAGUACAGAAGGACAACAGGACUUCUCUUAAUGAUUCUGAGAUGCAAUUGUUUUGCUACGAUAAUCAAGCACUGAGAAUUGCUUUGCUGGUAACUACUUUGAUCUGCUUGUUAAAGGAGCUAAUACCAAUGUGGUACCGAGGUCCUGCUUAUUUUAUGACGCUGCCGAAUGUUUGUGAGAUGGCAGUGUAUACAAUGACUAUGUUCUUAUUGGAUCCAUUUCAUUUGUACUUUCAUGAUUUUGACAUCCCAAAUGAACCUUGCCCGACUCUAAUUUGGGAAGUGACUGCUGUGACUGUAUUUAUGAGCUGGCUUGUUAUGCUUUUUAACAUUCGAAGGUUGCCACAUAUAGGAACUUACAUUGUGAUGAUGCUAUCUAUGGUGAAGACCAUGCUUCAGGUGAUUGUAAACAUGGUUUGUUACCUACUGCAUAAUGCUAAUGAGUGAUAAACCGUACCAACGUUUUUUGGUAUUGUUACUGAUGCUAAAUGUCAAAGGAACACUCCGGAGAACUGCGCAGCUUUUAGUGCACAGCGUAUUGCACAACCGAAAUAGCGAGGUCCGUUGAUCGAGGCUGCAUUCGCGAAGUGUU